AUGGACGGAGUACCGGAUUUGAGUGCUUUGUUGAAGGGGAAGCUGCAAUUGCUUUCGAAGAAGUCAACUACUGCCGAUGUGCAAGGGGCGACUAGUUCUGACGCAGGUCGAGCUUCCGAGGAAGGGGCUCCUGGUUUAGUCGACAAAGACGUUGUGGCGGAGCCUCCUGCCUCAAGUCCUAAAAAGAAGAAGAAGAGCAAGAAAGCCAGGAGGAAAGCAACCGAAGAGCUUCCUCUUGAAGAGAUCGCUUCUCUCGACGAAACCUCCGAGGGUUUGGAAGCAAGGAAGGGAGAGAGAGGGAGGAAGAGACCUUACGAAGGGGGUACUUCCUCCAUUGAUCGCGGCGAGGUGCCGGCUGUAGGACGAGAAGGCACUGCUAGGGGUUCUGUCGAGUCUGACCGUUCCGAGGUUGCGCCUGAAGAUCGUCCCAGAAAGAAGAAGAAGAAGAAGUCCGUUGAGGCUGAGCCGCGUCCUUCUGAUGCGGAGAUGGGCCUUGUCGAAGUUGUCGCGGGAGGGGACGUUUCUCUUGAAACCCCUCCCGAGGAGAGACAGGUCUCAGCGCGGGGCAGUGAUCCUGUCACGGGAGAGAGAUCCAUUCCCGAUCCGUCUGCGAGGAAAGGGUCUCGUUCAGAGGGUUCUUCUGCGAGGAGGAAGAAGAUCGAGUUCCCCGAUCGGGUCGAGUUUUCCUACGACGAGACGACCCCCCUAAUCCUUAAUCCUCUUAGGUGCGCGGAGCUGACGCGCCAAAUUCGUGGUGGGACGAAGGAGAUGCCACAGCUGGACGACCUUUACUUCAGGAAUGAAUACAUAGACGCUGCUUCUUCGAGAGCUCGGAGUGACGGGAGUAUGAACUUUCUCGUUGAGAAAUACGACAGUGCUCUGAAACAGACGAUGAUCCAGUUGGGAUCUUCAGAGAAGCUUGCCCAGACGCGGUUGAAGGUCAUCGAGAGAGUAAGGGGGGAGCAUAAGAAGGCCAACGAGAAGGCCGCAGAGGAGAAAGAGAUUCUUCGAGUAAAGUUCGAAGAACUGGAGGGCAAGCUUAAGUCUUCCAGCGCGGCGAGAAAAGAGCUCGUUCGAGAGAAAAGUCACCUGGAGCAAAUGGCUGUGAGUCUGGAGAAGGAGAAGGCCGAGCUAGUCGGAGAGAGAGAUGCCGCGGUGGACAAACUAAUCAAAGAGAGGCAGCGCUUGAGGGACUCCCGGGGUUUGGAGGUUACUCGUGAGAGGGAGAGAGUCGAGGCUGCCAUGGCUGAGAAGGCAAGUCGCCGUUUUGAUCGCGUGCGCAACCAAUUUACUCGUCUGGAGGCUUAUGAGAAGGCGAAGAACCUGUAUGGUCAAGCUUCGGGAACGAAGAAGUGCCUCGAGGUUAUAAAGGCGAGUGGAACGGAGAUUCCCCAAGAAAUGAUCGAUGUCUUCGCUGAGCAGGAGAAACUUUACGAGGCGGAGGUUAUGAAACUCCGAGUAGAGCCGCUGUCCGAUAGCGACCUUACUCUUUCUCCGUUGGUCCUUCCUUCUCGUUUUGCCGAGGACAGGUUCAGAACAUCAUUCGAUCCCUAUGGAUCGAACGUAAAUUUGAUCGGGCCAGAGACGGCUUCUCAGCUGGUGACCUCGCUUGAAGUUGUUGAGGAGCCGUCAGAGGAGCCACUCGUUGAUGUCAUGUCUGUCCCCACCAAGCCUGUCAAGUCCCCGGUGGGAAGCGGUUUUGAUGAGCGCCCAGAGGAUGGGAAUUUGAAGGGGGUUCGAGAGGGGGAGACCGAGAACGUGGGUGUCGAGGAUCCUGUGCUCGUCUCGGAUUCUUCCUCCGAAGGACGAGAGGAUGGGGAGGAGGAUAACGAUGGGAUCGAGGAGGCGUCGCUGCCACGUCCUGCUGAGGAGGAGACGAUCUACGAAGCUGGGGAUACAGACGUUUCUCCACGUCCCGUUGUAGACUCUCUCACUUCCAUUCCUACUCGGGCGGAGGACCAAACUGCUGCCGCUACCAAGGGUCAUGACGAUCAAGAUUCUGCUCUUUGA
Brassica napus (rape) is the source of this 2010-nucleotide messenger RNA. RefSeq lists its product as uncharacterized. The record is from RefSeq and is a predicted model, not a curated record. The coding region runs from base 1 to 2010 and encodes 669 amino acids. Lineage: Eukaryota; Viridiplantae; Streptophyta; Magnoliopsida; Brassicales; Brassicaceae. The transcript has 2 exons.